Messenger RNA from Anthostomella pinea, 2328 nucleotides. The record is from the annotation of a GenBank genome assembly. NCBI's taxonomy places the organism in Eukaryota, Fungi, Ascomycota, Sordariomycetes, Xylariales, Xylariaceae.
AUGGCCGAACAACCUGGACUCAAGUGGUCGGCGUCUUUCCGAGUCGCCUCGCAGUCCGCAGAUCCGUCAAAGGUCCUGAAAGGUGACAAGAUCAUACUGCCACAAUCUGCUCUUGAACAGCUUCUUGCUGCAUCAACGGCCUCGGCCUCGGCCUCGAACUCGAACUCGAACUCCUCGUCCACUGCCUUCGACCGAUAUAACCCUUACGCUUCGUCAGCCGCACGACCUCAGCACGCGUUCUAUGCAGAUUCUCACCAACAGCUCCCGAACCCGCUCAUGUUUCGUCUGGUCAAUCAAGCAAAUGGCAACGUCGUCCACGCCGGGAUUCGCGAGUUCUCGGCGCAAGAGGACGAGGUUCUCCUGAGCCCAUAUCUGAUCGACGCUUUGGGUAUCAGCGCUGGGGAUCUGCCUGCUACCUCGAAUCCGAAUGGCACGUCCUCGGAUGAAGCGAUCGAUCUGGACCACGAUGGAGCCCCGACACCCCGUAUCACCGUUCACGCGAAGCAGUUGCCGAAAGGUAGCUAUGUACGACUGCGACCCCUGGAAGCAGGCUAUAACCCCGACGAUUGGAAAUCACUGCUGGAGAGGCAGCUGCGCGAGACUUUCACAACUCUGACAAACGGUGCACUCCUAACCGUACGUGGAGUCAAGGGGGAGAUCUUCCGGUUCUUGAUAGAUCAGUUCCGCCCCGAAGGAGACGGCAUUUGCGUUGUCGAUACCGACCUGGAAGUUGAUAUCGAGGCUCUGAACGAAGAACAAGCGAGGGAAACAAUGAGACAGAUUAUGGCCAGUGCCCAGAAAGCGCCGGGUACUGCUGCGGGGAGCUCGAUCGGUCAGGAGAUCAACAUCUGGAAGCCUGUUGAUGGCCAACUCAUUCCAGGAGACUAUGUAGACUACGAACUGCCUUCAUGGGCUCGGUCGAGAGUACUGGAGGUCGAGCUUGAUGGAUUUGAUGACGAGUACGCCGUGGAUCUUUUCGUCAGCCCCAAGUCGCCGCGACAGAGAGGGCCACCUCGAGCUGCCGAACAUGUCUUCGGCGUUUUCAAUUCGACACACGAUGGGGGCAAGCGGAUAACCAUCCAGCCUACCAAUGUCGAACUUGAAGAUGCAGAGAGUCUUCUCAUCUCCGUCCACGGAUACGUGCCAGAGUCCUCCCCAGCCCCUGGCCUGGACGUGGGCACGACACCUCACCCUUAUAGACUACGUGUCAGGAAUGCGGUGACAGCAGACGAUGUUACACCGUCCAGUCCAAUGCACCUGAGCACCAACGAUCGGUCGGCGGAUGAGGAGCAGUGUAGCAAUUGCCACCAAUGGGUGCCCAAGCGCAGUAUCGUGCUUCACGAGAACUUCUGUCGUCGCAACAACGUCGUAUGCCCACAAUGUCGUACCGUAUUCCAGAAGUCGUCUGAUGAAUGGAGAGAGCACUGGCACUGCCCUUAUGAUGAUGUCUACGGAUCCUCGGAGACGACGAGAGCGAAGCAUGAUGACAUUUUCCACACCGAACGUCAGUGCACUGAGUGUCCGUUUACCACCAACUCGUUACCGGAUCUCGCGCGUCAUCGCACGACCCUGUGUCCGGGCAAAAUCAUCCUAUGCAGAUUCUGUCACCUCGAAGUGCCUCAAGAAGGCGACCCGUUCAACCCGUCGGCCGAGGCCCUGGUUUCCGGGCUCACAGAACACGAGCUUGCCGAUGGAGCCCGGACUACGGACUGCCAUCUGUGCUCAAAGAUCAUCCGACUACGCGACAUGUCAACCCAUCUCAAACACCACGAACUUGAAAAAGCCCACCGACCAAAACCUGCUGUUUGCCGAAACGCAAAUUGUGGCCGUACUCUGCACGGCGUGGGCAAGAACGGAGCCGUCGGUGCUGGGACGCAGAUGGGACAAGGCCCUGGCAAUGACGUCGGGUUGUGCUCGUUGUGUUUCACGCCCCUCUAUGUCAGCUUGCACGAUCCCGAAGGAAAGGCUCUGAGGCGGCGCAUCGAGCGACGUUAUCUUACCCAGAUGAUGCAGGGAUGCGGCAAGAAGUGGUGCCAGAAUGAGUGGUGCAAGACCGGCAGGGCGAACACGGGCCUGGAAGCCAGGGGGACCACUGCUCAAGCCGUUCUUCCCAUGAUUAGGCCUCUCGUGGACACGGUGAAGGACACGCGAAUAUCGAUGUAUUUUUGCGUCGAUGAGUCCAACCAGCGAAGGAGGAAGCUUGCCGAGAUGUUGGCAGGUGAAGGCGUAUGGGAACUUGAUUGGUGUAUAGCUGCGUGCGAGGCCGAGGGAGCCAACUUGGAUAAGGCGAGGGAGUGGCUCACCAACUGGGCCCCCGCCAGAGAGUAG